Molecule: messenger RNA, 1119 nt
Organism: Botrytis porri
Lineage: Eukaryota; Fungi; Ascomycota; Leotiomycetes; Helotiales; Sclerotiniaceae
Exons: 3
Coding region: 1-1119 (372 amino acids)
Source: RefSeq, a predicted model, not a curated record
AUGGCUUUCGCUCCACCCCCAGCCCCAAAGACCGCUCUUGGUCACUAUAGAAUGCUUUCACCCACAGCAUCAGUUAGAGUGAGCCCUCUAUGCUUGGGAGCAAUGAACUUUGGAAACGCAUGGGAGAGCUUCAUGGGAGCUUGCGAUCAAAAACAAUCCGAGGAGAUCUUGGAUUUCUUCUAUGAGUCUGGCGGAAACUUCAUUGAUACCGCCAACAAUUAUCAAGCCGAAGAGUCCGAGGAAUGGAUUGGUGAAUGGGCUGAAAAGCGUGGAAUUCGAGACCAACUGGUUAUCGCCACAAAGUUCACAACUUGUUACCGAGCUGGACAUGGCGACAAAGAAAUUUUGAUCAAUACUACUGGAAACGGAACAAAAUCUCUCCAUUUAUCUCUUGAAGCAAGUUUAAAGAAGCUGAGAACCUCUUACAUCGACCUUCUGUAUGUUCAUUGGUGGGACUUCACUUGCUCGAUUCCAGAACUCAUGCAAUCAUUGAACGCAUUGUUCUAUCUAUACCUUGGAAUUUCAGAUACACCAGCUUGGGUUGUAUCGAAAUGCAACCAAUAUGCUCGUGAUCAUGGAUUCCGUCAAUUCUCAGUGUAUCAAGGACGCUGGUCUGCCGAGAACCGUGAUUUCGAGCGUGACAUCAUCGAUAUGGCUGCUGAUGAAGGGAUGGGAUUAGCUCCUUGGGGUGCAUUGGGAGGUGGUCACUUCAAAAGCGACGAGCAACGCAAAUCCGACGAAGGACGAAAGAUGUGGGAACCAACCGAGGCUGCCAUCAAGAUAUCUAAGGUUCUUGAGAAGAUUGCCAAUGAGAAGAAGACCAUAAUUACUAGUGUAGCACUGGCAUAUGUGUUGAGAAAGGCGAAAUACGUAUUCCCAAUCGUUGGCGGAAGGAAGAUUGAGCAUCUGAAGGGAAACAUUGAAGCCUUAUCGUUGGAGCUGAGUGAUGAUGAUAUUAAACAGAUUGAAGAGUCAAACGCGUUUGAUAUCGGAUUCCCUCUUAAUUUCUUGGGAGGUCCAAACGGAGUGAAGAGUCCAGGUGAUGUAUGGUUGAUGAAGUCAGCUGGUGUAACUGAUCAUAUUCAACCAUCUAAGCCUCUUUCGCCACAUAAGCAAUAA